CGGCCAUCCUUCUUCUUAUUUUCUUUUUUUUCUUUUCUUUUCUCUCAUACACUCCUCUCUGCUCUUAUAUCCUCUCAUCGGUACUUCCACACCACAACCACCACCAUUUCCACCAUCAUUUUCCAGAAAGAUCAUCGGAAAAUUUUGAGAACCUAUAAACAUCUUCACAUCCUUUUUGAGGUUCUAGCUAAUCUCCUUGGAGCUUGGAGAAUUAGGCUUUUGCAGUUGCGAGGAAAGAUGUUUGAGGGGAAGGAGUUGGGAAAUGGUCUCGUUGAAGAAGAGAGGGAACUUUCUAAGUCUUCAACUAAUAAGGUCUGUUCCAAUUAAUUCAGCUGCAAAAUCCAACUGCUAUGGGUUAUGUUCUAGAAUGGUCUCGGGCUUGGGGACUCAUGACUAGUGAUUCUCUCCCUUGUUUCAUUAGCUCUCUUUCUCUUUGUUGACCCUGGUAAACCUGCAUUACUGACCUGGCAGCGAAAGUUAAACAGUGAGGGAAGUGCCCUUUCUGAGUUCACUCUAAGUUUGAAAGAGAGAGUUCAGAUGGCUCCAAUAUUAUUUCGGAUGUGGCACCAUGUCCGAGAAGAGGCUGCUAAAGGAAAUGGGGUUGCUAUCAAUCUAUUUGCUAAACGCCUUGUAACUUCUUGUCAUGGCAUUCCCUUAGGUGGUAUAGGCUCAGGCAGCAUAGGAAGGAGUUACAGAGGUGAGUUUCAGCGCUGGCAACUAUUCCCUAGAAAAUGUGAAGAGAAACCAGUUUUAGCAAAUCAAUUUUCGGUUUUUGUUAAGCGCUCAAGUGGUGAAAAAUAUUCAACAGUGUUGUGCCCAGGGAGCCCAGAGGUGCUUAAAGAAACUGAUGUUUCAGGGAUUGGAUCUUGGGACUGGAAUCUGAAUGGAGGCAACUCUACGUAUCAUGCUUUAUUCCCAAGGUCAUGGACUGUAUAUGAGGGUAAUCGUUUAGUGGAGAACCUGAUCCGGAACUUAAAAUGGUUUGUCGUCAAAUUUCACCUGUUAUCCCCCAUAAUUACAAGGAGAGCAGCUUCCCUGUAUCAGUUUUUACUUUCACGCUGUACAAUUCUGGAAAGACUGCUGCAGAUGUUACCUUGCUUUUCACAUGGGCAGUAUGUCUCCUUUUCAUGUGUUCAUCACUUUCAAAUUUAUGUCCUUUGGUUCCAUACAUAUAAUUCUGUUGGGGGGCUUUCUGAAUUUUCUGGUCAGCACUUCAAUUCAAAAAUAAUGAUGAAGGAUGGUGUGCAUGGUGUACUUCUACAUCACAAGACUGCAAAUGAACGCCCACCUGUGACUUUUGCAAUUGCAGCAGAGGAGACUGAUGGUGUUCAUGUCUCUAAGUGCCCUUACUUUGUGAUAUCCGGUAACUCUCAGGGUAUCACUGCAAAAGACAUGUGGCAGGAAAUCAAGGAGUAUGGUUCCUUUGACCGCCUUAGUUCCAUGGAAACGUCAGUGCCUUCAGAACCAGGAUCAUCUAUUGGGGCAGCCAUUGCUGCUUCUCUUACAAUUCCUUCGAAUGCAGUACGUUCUGUAACAUUUUCAUUGGCAUGGGACUGCCCUGAAGUAAACUUUUCGAGUGGAAAAACUUAUUACAGGCGUUACACUAAAUUCUAUGGUACCCGUGGGGAUGCUGCUGCAAAGAUUGCACAUUAUGCUAUUCUUGAGAAUGGCCAUUGGGAGUCCCAGAUAGAUGCAUGGCAAAGACCUAUUCUUGAAGACAAGAGGUUUCCUGAAUGGUACCCUAUAACUCUCUUCAAUGAGCUCUAUUAUCUUAAUUCAGGGGGGACAAUUUGGACAGAUGGAUCACCGCCGGUUCAUAAUUUAGCAAGCAUUGUACAAAAGAAGUUUUCCCUUGAUAAUUCCAGGCCAGGUUUGAAAGACAUAAUUGAUGUACCCCAUCAAAAUGAUACCGCUAGUGAUAUUCUUGAAAGGAUGACUUCAGUACUUGAUCAAAUCCACACCACAACUUCAUCAAACUCUGCAUUUGGGCCAAAUCUUCUUCAGAAAGGAGAAGAAAACAUUGGGCAAUUCCUUUAUCUUGAAGGUAUUGAAUAUCACAUGUGGAACACUUACGAUGUCCAUUUCUACUCAUCUUUUGCAUUAGUCAUGCUUUUUCCAAAACUUGAACUUAGCAUCCAAAGAGACUUUGCAGCGGCAGUAAUGAUGCAUGAUCCCAGUAGGAUGAAAAUUUUAUGUGAUGGAGAGUGGGUUGGUAGAAAGGUGCUUGGAGCUGUUCCUCAUGAUAUUGGAAUGAAUGACCCAUGGUUUGAAGUAAAUGCUUAUAGCCUUUAUAACACUGACAGGUGGAAAGACUUGAAUUCAAAAUUUGUCCUUCAAGUUUAUAGGGAUGUGGUUGCCACAGGUGAUAAGAAUUUUGCACAAGCUGUUUGGCCCUCUGUUUAUGUUGCAAUGGCUUAUAUGGAACAAUUUGACAAGGAUGGAGAUGGGAUGAUUGAGAACGAAGGCUUCCCUGAUCAAACUUAUGAUACAUGGUCUGUCUCUGGUGUGAGUGCAUACAGUGGAGGGUUGUGGGUGGCAGCCUUGCAGGCUACAUCUGCCAUGGCACGUGAAGUAGGUGAUAAGGCAUCUGAGGAUUACUUUUGGUUUAAGUUUCAGAAAGCAAAAGCCGCGUAUGAUAAAUUAUGGAAUGGUUCUUACUUCAAUUAUGACAGCAGUGGCAGAAGUUCAAGUUCAUCCGUUCAAGCUGAUCAAUUAGCUGGACAAUGGUAUGCUAGAGCAUGCGGUCUUUUACCAAUUGUUGACGAAGACAAGGCCAAAAGUGCACUAGAAAAGGUCUUUAAUUACAAUGUCUUAAAGUGGAAGAAUGGAAGGUGGGGAGCUGUCAAUGGGAUGUUACCUGAUGGGAAUGUUGACAUGUCAUCCAUGCAAUCAAGAGAAAUAUGGUCUGGAGUCACAUAUGCUGUUGCUGCAGCAAUGAUCCAUGAAGAUAUGAUUGAUAUGGCAUUUCAGACUGCAUUUGGAGUCUACGAAGCUGCAUGGUCUAAAGAAGGACUUGGUUAUUCUUUUCAAACUCCGGAAGCUUGGAACAACAAGGACCAAUACAGAUCUAUAUGUUACAUGCGCCCUUUGGCCAUAUGGGCCAUGCAGUGGGCACUAACGAGACCAAACCUUCUUGACGCAGAGGUGAGACAAGAAGUGAAGGAAGAUUCUAUGUUUGUGCACCGUUGUGGGUUCUCAAAAGUUGCUUGCCUUUUAAAGUUGCCUGAAGAGGGAAAGUCUAGAAGUCUUUUACAGGCUUUAUAUGAGUUCGCCUUGACUAAGGUUGGGAUUUAAGUCAGGUUUCCACAACUAUCCAGAGGCCUGUAAAUCAGUCCAUUUGAUUGUUGUAUAUACUAUAUAGCACCUUGAAUCUAAGUUGAGACAGCUAUUUGAUGUACUAGCAAUGGGCCCACGCAUAUGUGUAGAUAAUUCUGUAAGCUGCUAUGUGAGAAGAUUAUAUAAAAUAUAUAUUCAAAAUAUUUUAAGUAAUAACAUGAAGUAGUGUUGUGAUAA
Molecule: messenger RNA, 3513 nt
Organism: Quercus robur (English oak)
Lineage: Eukaryota; Viridiplantae; Streptophyta; Magnoliopsida; Fagales; Fagaceae
Exons: 22
Coding region: 538-3294 (918 amino acids)
Biological process (GO): carbohydrate metabolic process; glucosylceramide catabolic process
Cellular component (GO): membrane
Molecular function (GO): glucosylceramidase activity; beta-glucosidase activity
Source: RefSeq, a predicted model, not a curated record